AUGGCCGCUAAGAAGUUGGAUCUAUCUAAGCUGACUGACGAGGAGGUCAAUCAUGUGUGGAAUGUCGUUCAGCGUGACUUCCACCUGAGGAAGAAAGAGGAAGACAGGCUGGGGGAUCUUAAGUCCAAGAUUUGGAAAGAGGACUCGAAGCGAGAGUUGUUGUGUCGUCAGACGUGCUUGAGCGAGUCUUACUGCAUCCGCUGCGUCAAAUCCUUCAAGUUCCUCAUUAACAGCAAGCGUCGCUGUCUGGACUGUCAGCUGUUCGUCUGCAAAGCCUGCAGUCGCUGGAAUAAACGACAGCGUGGCUUUGUAUGUGAUCCCUGUCACAUGACCAGGGUCCUAAAGAUUGGGACGCUGGAAUGGUACCAUGAGAACAUGCAGGCACGCUUUAAGCACUUCGGCAGCGCUAACGUGAUGCGCUCUCUUUUCAAGAGGCUGAGUGGAAAACACACAUGCUCUUCUGAUGAAGAUGAAAAACUUGGUGACUACGACACACAGAGAAACCCUGAACUUCACACAGCAGUUGGAUUUGAAGAUGCUGGCAUGGAUGUCAUUGAUUCUCAACACUACCAUCAGAUGAAAAAAAACAGACGGCGUCUGACUGUUAAUCCCAUUGAUACCUCUGACCUUUGUGACGUCAGAUCAAGACAAUUUAAUCAGGUCAAUCAGACCUUGUUCGCCAUUCGGUGGCCGGUGUUUGGGGCAACUAGUUACUAUGUGCUCUACUGUCUGGACUGGGUCCCCACACUCGCAGGAGGCAUCUUCCGCAAGUCCCCACCUCUUCAUUGCUGCUCCGUAGCGUCCGACGCCGGUCCUCAUGCGGUUGAGGGUUGUCCACUGCUUCCGGGGCAGUUCCUGGCCGGAGAUGUCUGUGGUGCUAACUUCCACUGUUCUCUCAAACUCGUCUUGACCCAGGUGGCCUUGGAAGUAUCAGCUGAUGUUGUGCUGAACAGCUCGUGGGCUUGCAUGGCAAAGGGGCGCCUUGACUUUAGGCGCACGCGUCGUGGUGUUUCUGUGACGAUCUUAUGGAGGAGGUGGGAUUCGCUGGUCUGUGCCUUUCGGGAGAGGGCCAGUGGGGCUGCUUCUUGUCUGAUGUUUGCCGGGGCGAUGCCAGCGAGGAUGGGCAGUUGGUUUACUGGGGUCCCUCGCAGGCACCCGGAGACGGUCCGCAGGGCGCUGUUGAGGGCGACAUCCAACUUCUUUACAUGGGCGCUACGGCACCAAACCGGGGCACAGUACUCGGCGGCUGAGAACACCAGGGCCAGCGCGGACAUGUGCAGUGUCUUCGUCGUAGCUCCCCAUGUGGUGCCGGCUAGCCGCCGUAUUAGGGCGGCACGGGCACUUGUCUUUGCCUUGGCACUGUGCAGGUGUUGUUUGAAUGUCAGUGUUCUGUCAAGCUUCACACCGAGGUACGUGGGAACGGGCUGGGACUGUAACAGGGCAUUAUCCACCAUGAUGUUCAUCUCACGGGCUGCUUCCAUGUUGUUGACGUGGAACAUUGAAGAUGUUGUCUUAUCCAUGCUGAGCUUGAGACGCCAGCAUCAAAGUAGUGAAGACUUCAACGUGGAUGUUGGCUCUGAUGGUGGAUUGCCUUCACAACAAGAAGAUCCUGUGUACUCAGACCAGCCAAGUGUUGCAUCUCGCUCCACGUCACGCCUCAGCUGCUCUACAUUUGGAAGUGCAGGAGUUCUUCAGAACAGAACGUUCUACACUUUGGGUCCUGAUGACUACGAGUGCGACUAUGAUCUCAGACAGUCCGAUGCCGUCUACUCGUCUCAAGAAUUUAAGCACACCUCCCAGGACAGCCUCAACGACCCCAACCCUCACCCACCACAGAUGAAUGAGUUGGUCAGGCGGAUGUCAGCUGUUGAGAUGCUUUUGAAUCGCUUGCAGGUCACCUUGACAUUCCAUCAGACCAGUGAAGCUUCUCAGGCUCCAGACCGGGCUUCUUCUCCUCACGAGUGGGAAGAGGUGGAAAUGGAGGAGCAUCAACUUCGACAAAAACUGAAUGAGAUGACGGGCGACAUCAGCGACCGUAGUCUGAGUUGUGAUGAGGACGAGGCCAAGCUGCAAGAGGAGGCAGCAGCACAGGAAGACACAACUCUCACAUCUUCAAGGAGCAGCAUUGUGGUCUGCAACACUCAGAAGAGAAACUCUUCAAUUGAAAGCCUUAAAAAUAAAAGUCACUUGCCUGAUGAUGAGUCCAAGUCCAACUUCAAAGGUUCUACAGCUUUACUGUUUGAGCUGGAAGACAAGAUAGCCCAAGCUGCUGCUGAUGUGCAGAAUACUCAGACUCAGGUGUCUUACAUUGAGAACAGGAUGACUGCUCUCAAUUCUGCUGGACUGCCGCUGGACAACAAACUAAAGUCUGGAAUCCAAACCAGAAGACUUUCCCACAACUUGCCCACAAGAAGAAAUCAUGACACAAAACUCGGAAAGAGGAGACUCAGCUUGAUGUGAAACACCAUACGCUGUAACUAUCUACUGUACAUAAAUCAAAACAUACAUUAAAACUACUGUUUACUUGUUGAAUCUACAUUAAAUCAAUGACAUACAUCCAUAAUUAUUUUACAUGUUGGAUUUGCAUCAAAUCACUACAAAACAAUGCUUGUUAGUAGUUAUUCAUUGCAACAACCAACUUUUACGUCAAAUUAUUUCACAGAUGAAUAUUACAAAGCUAUACUUUCUUGAUCAGUACAUGAACAUAUUCAACUCUAUAUCCUAAAUAUUAACACAUUUGUAUGGGCUUGAUCUACUAAGAUCUACUACGUGCUAAACAGCGUUUGCAGACAAUACAAUUUGUGUACUAUUAGAGGGCGUGUUGCAGUGAUCUACGAAGACUGCGUGUACAAUUAAAAAGUGGUGCAGACUGCCUUAUUUAAAGGAG
Entelurus aequoreus (snake pipefish) is the source of this 2887-nucleotide messenger RNA. It is a transcript of the gene mlphb, whose product is annotated as melanophilin b. Gene Ontology annotation, molecular function: actin binding; small GTPase binding; myosin binding. The record is from RefSeq and is a predicted model, not a curated record. Gene Ontology annotation, cellular component: cortical actin cytoskeleton. Gene Ontology annotation, biological process: intracellular protein transport. NCBI's taxonomy places the organism in Eukaryota, Metazoa, Chordata, Actinopteri, Syngnathiformes, Syngnathidae. Bases 1 to 2460 code for a protein of 819 amino acids. The transcript has 15 exons.